Gracilinanus agilis (Agile Gracile Mouse Opossum) is the source of this 1545-nucleotide messenger RNA. Its product is annotated as zinc finger protein 2 homolog. The record is from RefSeq and is a predicted model, not a curated record. The transcript has 5 exons. Gene Ontology annotation, cellular component: transcription regulator complex; membrane; PcG protein complex. Gene Ontology annotation, biological process: G protein-coupled receptor signaling pathway; regulation of transcription by RNA polymerase II. NCBI's taxonomy places the organism in Eukaryota, Metazoa, Chordata, Mammalia, Didelphimorphia, Didelphidae. Gene Ontology annotation, molecular function: RNA polymerase II cis-regulatory region sequence-specific DNA binding; DNA-binding transcription factor activity, RNA polymerase II-specific; G protein-coupled receptor activity. The annotation marks the transcript as partial.
GGAGAGAAACCUUAUCAAUGUAAACAGUGUGGAAAGGCUUUCACAAAGAGGGACUCCCUCACUGUUCAUCAGAGAAUCCACUCUGGAGAGAAACCUUAUGAAUGUAAAGAGUGUGGAAAGACUUUUACCUGGAAGGGCUCUCUCACUGCACAUCAGAGCAUCCACACUGGAGAGAAACCUUAUGAAUGUAAACAAUGUGGAAAGGCUUUCACAAAGAGGGACUCCCUUGCUGUCCAUCAGAGAAUCCACACUGGAGAGAAACCUUAUGAAUGUAGGCAUUGUGGAAAGGCUUUCAUAGACAGGGGUACUCUUGCUGCACAUCAGAGAAUCCACACUGGAGCAAAACCUUAUGAAUGUAAACAUUGUGGAAAGACUUUUACCUGGAAAAUCUCUCUCACUGCACAUCAGAGAAUCCAUACUGGAGAGAAACCUUAUGAAUGUAAGCACUGUGGAAAGGCUUUUACAAAGUGGGGCAAUCUUAGUGCACAUCAGAGAAUCCACACUGGAGAGAAACCUUAUGAAUGUAAACACUGUGGAAAAGGUUUUGCCUGGAAGGUCUCUCUUGCUGUACAUCAGAGAAUCCACACUGGAGAGAAACCUUAUGAAUGUAAACACUGUGGAAAGCCUUUCACAGAGAGGAGCAAACUUGUUGCCCAUCAGAGCAUUCACACUGGAGAGAGACCUUAUGAAUGUAAACACUGUGGAAAGGCUUUCACAAAGAGGGGCAAUCUUGCUGAUCAUCAGAGAAUCCAUACUGGAGAGAAACCUUAUGAAUGUAAACACUGUGGAAAGGCUUUCACAAAGAGGGGCACUCUUGCUGUACAUCAGAGAAUCCAUACUGGAGAGAAACCCUAUGAAUGUAAACAUUGCGGAAAGGCUUUCACAGAGAGGAGCAAACUUGUUGCCCAUCAGAGCAUCCACACUGGAGAGAAACCUUAUGAAUGCAAACAGUGUGGAAAGGCUUUCACACAGAGAAUCUACAUGGCCCUUCUGGCCCUGGGGAGCUUUACAGUGGCUUUCCUGGCCAGGAACCUGCCUGACACCUUCAAUGAAGCCAAGUUCAUCACCUUCAGCAUGCUGGUGUUCUGCAGCGUCUGGGCCACUUUUCUGCCCACCUAUCAGAGCACCAAAGGGAAGGCCAUGGUGACUGUGGAGAUCUUCUCCAUCUUGGCCUCCAGUGCUGGCCCACUCCGGGCCACCAACAGCACCAGCAUCGCUGCUGACUCAGCCAAGUGGCUGCUGGUGUCCCACAGCAGCUGCUGCCCACUGACAGGGAGCCCAACACCCUCCACACUGUCUGUGCCUGGAAGAAAGCUGGUCAGGGUUCGAUUCUUUUACGCUGUGCGUUCUCUGAGACGGUGUCACACUCAGACCUCGGCCUGGAAGGCAUUUUCUGACUGGCGAGAGGAAUCCUGUAACCCGAGUCCCGGCAGUUCAAGCUGCUGGACGUGCCUAACCGUGGCGCCCAAACACAGGCACGAACCACCUAUGCCAGCGACCUCCCUGCGCAUCACCGAAUACCAUAUUGGAGCUUCCCAGCACUGA